AUGGCACAAUUGCACGUCAAAGAUUCGCCAGUAGCAUCAAAUAAUCUGAACGAGCAAGCCAAAUCAAACAUUAAAAGAGCAGGUCUCAAGCUAGAUGAGGAUCAAACUCAAGUGUCUUCGUCCUCUACCAAGGCCCCUAGCCUUGAUGGCAAGUCUACAACAUCGGGUACAACCUUCGCCUUUGACGAGAAGGAGUCAUUACGACCCGACGAUAGUGCAAGUGUACAAGCUGUAGACGACGAUGAUAUUGCCUCUGGACCGAUGUCUGGCGCGCCGAGUUCCAGGAUUGGCUCGGAAGCUGGAAAUAGAGCUUUCCGUGAUCAAUUCAACGAGAUAUCAGCAAGUUCCGCCGCAGUACAUCCUCGUUCGCACCCGCUUAGUCAAGGGAUCACUUCAGAUGCCAAAGACGAGGGGCUCCAAAUCAAUACCCUGCCGACUGUGCCUGCAGUAGUGGCGCAGUCGGUGCCCCAGCAGGAGGUCUCUCUGCCAGCAAGACCUCCGAUCACGCACGAAUACCGAGAACCAGAUGAGAAAUUAUUCGAAGCUCUCGAUUCGCCUAAAGAUCGCAUGUUCUUACUGCGUUUAGAACAGGAGAUCAUCAACUUUGUAAAGAAUUCCUCCCCUACGCCCAUAGCGCUUCUCGUAAAAGGUCUUGCAACAGAACCCAAUCCCAACACUGUGCCACCUGCCACUCUGCCUGCCAUGAAGAUUAUGCGGCGGCCUGGUCUUCAUAACAAAGAUGGCCAAAUCCAGAGCUCGGGACCAGGCACCACUGAGAGCUCAGUGGUGCCGUCUAAAGCGGGUUCGGAAACCGGUGAUGACAGCCAGCACGGUACAGGUGCCGUCUCUCCAACAGAGUCGACUCUGGCAAGGGACAAGGCUGCUCUGAGCCGCGCAGAGAGGGAAGCGAGGUACAAAGAGAAGCGCGAGCAGAUCUUUGGACCACAAAAUGAAGAUGACGAGGGCAACGAAAAAGUCAACGAACUAUCACGUACUAGCUCGAGGAACGAGGAAAAGAAAAGGAAGAAAAAGCACCGGAACAAUAACGACGAUUUCGAAGCGAGGUCCCAGUUCAACGCUUAUUAUCCUACCAUGCAAUAUACGGUCCAUCCAUAUGCUGCUGGUGGAGGAGGCUCGCCCGCUCUUUUCACUCCUUAUACUACGCCUCUGCAAGCACCACAAGCGACUCAGCCAAAUUGUUUUCCUACCACAAUGGCUCCGCAAGGCUAUCAACAAGCUUUCCAGACGGCUAUGCCAACCCAAGCCAUUCCCGUCAUGGUACCUCAAAAUGGCAUUCAAAAUGUUUUCAACUCCCAGAGUCCUAUGCAAGGAUUUGAGCAGCCACCACAGACCCAGUAUUUUGCCGUAAUGCAAGGACCGAUGAUGAUGAGCCCGCAGCCGUCAUCCAUAUCUUCGCCAUCAAUUGAUGGAGGAGUGUUUUUCUCGCAGCCGCAGCCGCAGCCGCAGCCACAAAUGCACAUGCAAAUGCAAAUGAAUGAUCCUCAGUCGCCUAGGAAUGGGUACAACCAACCUUACACGCCUCAAAUUCACCAGCAGCAACAAUUUAACACGCAGCCUACUCCCUACCAAUUUGGCCAAUUACCAUACCAGCCAAGCAUGCAAACCGGCAAAUUAGCCCAUCCUUUGCCCGGAAGCUAUAACCGCCAGCAACAAACGUUUAAUCCUCAAAUUCGGUCCUUCGUGCCCAAUGCUCCUGCGUCCAGCGCACGAACUCCACCGCAUACCGGCAACGCCGUACCUCAUAGCAUUCGUGGCUCUGCAAACCCCAUACCGAACGGCAAUCACUUCUCCCAGACUCCUUCACAGCAUGGGCCGAGCCCAAAUCAAAAGGAUAACCAGCUUCAGCAAAGCAGCGAGGCUCGUAAACCAGUUGUACACACUAAUGGAACGAACUCCCCAGCGCCUAGUACCCUGUCAAAAUGGAGUACCCCGGCAAACUUGCCCCGUAAGCCACCACCUCCAGAAGCUCCAAGUAUGCCGGAUUCGCUCCCUGUGAAUAAUCAGUUCACUCCCAACAUACAGCCAAUAACCGCGGGGCAACCCAUGCCGCACUAUCAGAAUGGCAUAUACUCAUUGCCGAACACUGGAACACAAUGA
Bacidia gigantensis is the source of this 2118-nucleotide messenger RNA. RefSeq lists its product as uncharacterized. NCBI's taxonomy places the organism in Eukaryota, Fungi, Ascomycota, Lecanoromycetes, Lecanorales, Ramalinaceae. Gene Ontology annotation, molecular function: nucleic acid binding. The record is from RefSeq and is a predicted model, not a curated record. The coding region runs from base 1 to 2118 and encodes 705 amino acids. The transcript has 2 exons.